AUGGACGAGGGCAAUGUAUGUAAAAGAAGCGGUGGCAAACGGUCAUCAAACAGUUUCCGGCUGCGAGGUUCCGAAAGCUACACAUGGCGAAGGCCAGUCAACGAACAUUCCGCAGACCCGGAAACAACAAACCCCGACCUCUGUUGGGAGAGCGAAAAGAGAGACAAGAUUCUGUUUGUUGCUCUCUCCUCGUGA
Molecule: messenger RNA, 195 nt
Organism: Uncinocarpus reesii 1704
Lineage: Eukaryota; Fungi; Ascomycota; Eurotiomycetes; Onygenales; Onygenaceae
Exons: 1
Coding region: 1-195 (64 amino acids)
Source: RefSeq, a predicted model, not a curated record